Oldenlandia corymbosa var. corymbosa is the source of this 2198-nucleotide messenger RNA. NCBI's taxonomy places the organism in Eukaryota, Viridiplantae, Streptophyta, Magnoliopsida, Gentianales, Rubiaceae. The record is from the annotation of a GenBank genome assembly.
GUUUGAUUUUUAAUACAUAUUAAAAAUUACUCGAAAUUUGAUAAUGGGAAAGAGAAAGAGAAGAGUCGACCGCGAGAAGACUCCUCCUUCAGGUAAAUUUUUGUUCCAUUCUUUCGGUUUAUCAUCCGUGUUCAAUAAUUGUGAUUUUUGGGGGGAUUUUUGUGUUCCCUUCACAGUCAUGUAUGCUUCUUUGAUCAUACGAAUUUCAAGUUGACUGUUUGAUUGAUGAUUAUCAAGUCACCCAUUUUUGUUUAAAUGCACAUGCAUUUUGAAGGAAAAUCCAAUUUUUUAAACUAAAGGGCUCCAAUUGAGUGCACGAUUCUGUUGUUGAUUGUGCUUUUCGAUUCUGGAGCCAUCUCGAGCAGUAUUUUGUAAUAGAUUGAUUCUAUCUUUGCUGAAUUGAAAGGAGAUUUUCUUGGGGGUAUCAGCAAUUAAGUAACAAUUUGAUUGGAAUGAUUGCAUAAUCAGUUUAGCGAAGAUAUACAGAGUUGCAUGGUUUAGAGUUUUUUUUUUGUCACCAGCUAGUUGUUUAUUGAUUUUUAUUUUUAUUUAAGGUGUAAAUUUGAACUUACUUUAGUGUUAAUUUGUGCUUUAUAAUUAUGACCUGAGAGAAUUCUAUCAUUCUUUAAGUAGUUCUGUUGGGUUUGGGUAUCUAUUUCAAGCAAUUCCCCUUUCCUUAUCUUUAAGGAGUUAGAAGCACAAUUUGAAGUUGUUACUAGGUGGCCCGUAAUGCUUCAAUGCUUCAGAGUCGGGGAAGAGUUCCAUAAUUCAUUCAUCAGCUAUUUUUGAAAUAUUAACUGCUGAUAGGAAGAAAUGCUAUGCUUUAUGGACUCUCUAUUCUAUGUACUUCACAAUGCGUGUCUCAUUUGCAUCAUUUCAUUGUUCUGUUAAGUGCUCGCUUUGAAUCAAAUAAGCAUUUCUACUUUUCUGUUGUUUAAUGCUCGUUUCUGUGGGUGGAUUUCACUGGGGAAUCUCGUGAUCAUAUACACCAGUCCGUAAGAUAAGGGUUCCUUAAUCCUUAUUUGAGUUGACUAAGACCUCAGGGUACCGUUCGACUGACCCUGUACAUUUGUAAUUUGUGUUCUGAUGCAUGCAUUGUUUACCCUUUGAUGAUAGGGAAUCGGGCUUUUGAUGAAGUGAUGCAUUUCUAAUACUUUUUUAAUUCCUCACCAGAGUUUCUUGAUGUGAUUGCUGUACACUUAAUAUGCCAGCUGUGUGUCUUAAAUGCUAUAAAUUAUGUGAUGGCUCUUAACCUUGUUAGUCCAGUUUUUGUAUUACUUGUAAUCUUUUCAAUAAGGAUUAGUAUGAUAUAUUUCUUUUCGAGUAUGGUUUUAUUUUGCAAAGCUCUUGGAUCCCGUCAUCAUUCUUUGUGCUAUCGUUUAGGGAUGCUCUUUUUGGUUGAGCAUAUGACAUUUCUACCAUGUGCUUGCUGCAGUGAAACUUAAAAUAUGAAAUCUAUCAAAGUGUAGCAUAUGAAAUAUUCUAAGAGAUUACACUUGUUCUCCUAUAUUGCAGAUGUUUUGCCUCAUUCACCACAAAUGGAAGGAUUGCCAGAGCAGAAGUCUUCAGAUCAAGUUGAAAGUAGUGCUACGGGAUCCAUUUCUUCCAUCCUAGAAAUCAUUGAUGAAUCUAAUAAGUUACCCCAAGUUUCACAGUUACAAGCCCCUCACCACCACUUUAGUCGUGCAAUGCUGUAUAAGAAUCCUCGAUACUGUAGCCGUAAGUAUUACAGGAGAAACAUUGCAAAUCAUGGUGAUGCGUCAACUUCACAUGCAAGUGAUACCCAUCCCAUUGAUGGAAGUAUAAUAUUCCAGUUGGCUAAUAAGUAUAGUUCAUGUGACUCCACGCUGCAUACAGAGGGUUUUGAUAGAGCAUUUGUUAAACCAGAAAGAAUAAGGUCGAGAUUAUUUGGAACAAGUGCAGUAUCUAGUAGCGUGGGAAAGAUGAGAUGUGGAAUAUGUGAGGGGAGCUUGCGGAAGAAAUUGCACUCUGCUGGAGGUGUUGGAGCUUCUAGUGAUCUAUCUGUGGUGGCUGUGCUGGUUUGUGGUCAUGUUUUCCAUGCUGACUGUUUGGAAAGGAAUACUUGCAAAACUACACAAAUGGAUCCUCCGUGCCCCAUGUGUCCAAGGCUGACUUCGCAUGUUGAUGCUACUGGAGAACAGAAGCGGUUGCAGACUGACUUUUCAAUUAGGAUCUAA